Messenger RNA from Frankliniella occidentalis (western flower thrips), 1607 nucleotides. Its product is annotated as putative fatty acyl-CoA reductase CG5065. The transcript has 7 exons. Gene Ontology annotation, biological process: long-chain fatty-acyl-CoA metabolic process. Gene Ontology annotation, molecular function: alcohol-forming very long-chain fatty acyl-CoA reductase (NADP+) activity. Lineage: Eukaryota; Metazoa; Arthropoda; Insecta; Thysanoptera; Thripidae. Gene Ontology annotation, cellular component: peroxisome. The annotation marks the transcript as partial. The record is from RefSeq and is a predicted model, not a curated record.
UGACUUGUUCUCCCUGCAGGUGUUCGAGCGUCUGCUCAAGGAGCGGCCCGGCGCGCUGGAUAAGGUCCAGCCCCUCGAGGGAGAUGUGGGCUUCACCAGCCUGGGCCUGAGCGUGGUCGACCAGCGCACCGUCCUCGAAAACGUGUCCGUCGUCUUCCACAUGGCCGCAUCACUCAACUUCAAGUCGCCGCUUAAGGUGGCCGUCGAGGACAACACGGCGGGGACGCAGCGCGUGCUCGACUUUUGCUGCCAGAUCAAGCAGCUCGUGUCCUUCGUGUACGUAUCCACGGCCUUCUGCAACUGCGAACAGGACGUGCUGGAGGAACGGGUGUACCCGCCACGCGUGGACCCCCACUAUAUCAUCAAGCUCUGCUCGGAAUCGACCACGGAGACCAUUCAGAGCCUUGCACCUGAAUUGAUGGGGGCGCACCCAAACACCUACACAUUCACCAAACAGCUGGCCGAGGCCCUGGUAGAUGAAUACCACACCAAAAUGCCCCUGUCAAUAGCGAGGCCGUCAAUAGUGACUGCCGCGCUGCGAGAGCCCAUGCCCGGCUGGGUGGACAGCUUUAACGGGCCGACGGGCAUCCUCAUCGCCUCGGGCAAGGGCGUGCUGCGCUCCAUGAUGUGUGACGACAAGAACCACGCCGAGGUCGUGCCCGUCGACCUGUGCAUCAACGCACUCAUCCUACUCGCCUACAAGCGCACCUUGAUGACGCCGGCCGAGGCGUCCAGCACGCCGGUCUACAACGUCUCGUCCAACAAAGUGCAACGCAUUACCUGGCGGGAGAUCAUCGAGCUGGGCAAGGACUGCAUCCGCGAGCACCCGUUCGACACCAUCCUGUGGUACCCGGACGGCGCGAGCAGGACCAACUGGCUCACCCACACCCUCAUCGUCUUCUUCUUCCAGACCCUGCCCGCUUACUUCAUCGACCUCCUCCUCACACUCGCCAGACAGAAGACGUUCAUGGUGCGGGUGCAGCGCAGGAUUGCCGCCGGCAUGAGCGUGCUCCAGUACUUCACCAUGAGGGAGUGGGACUUCCGCAACGACCGCGCCUGGGCGCUGUGGCCGUCCCUGAACGAGCGCGACAAGGAGAUCUUUUUCAUCAACAACGAGAUCCCCGUCGACAGAAACGAAUACAUCAAGACCAUCGUGCUCGGGUCGCGCCAGUACUGCUGCAAGGAGCCCCUCAGCAGUCUGCCCCGCGCGCGCCGCAACCUCAGGAUAAUGUACUACGUUCACCACACGUGCGUCGUCCUCUUUUACGCGCUGUGCGGCUGGCUGCUGUUCCGCGUCCUGGACACCUCGUACAACCCCAUGCGGUCCUGGGCUCUCCUGGGCCAGGUCACCCCCAAGGCGCGACUGCCGUGAACACGCACACGGGCUGCCAUCACCAUCAUUCUCAUGAACACCAUCACUUCACCAGUCCCGGAGCCACUCGACUGCACGCCCAAACCGACGUGAAAGGGAAAGGGACGCGUGUCGCGGACCGAGCGGCAUCCAGAUAAUCCGAGCGAGACAGAGUGGGGUCGACACAAACGAUUUUGGUAUUACAGCGGUUGCUCAAUCCACAAAGUUAAAAAAAUAUUUAAGUAUUUUUUUUUUG